AUGCCGCCCCAGAGAGGUAAGGAGAAUGCCGAGUCGUCUCGCGGAUUCACAACCCAACGGUUUCGCUUGCGUCGCUCAACCCCGGAUCCUGGACCAAGGCUGUCAGCGGAGUUGUCUUCUAGAUUGGAAGACUCGGGGAGUAGUGCAAGGGUGUCGGUUCCUGCGUGUGAUCGCUGUCGACGACUGAAAAAGCGAUGUAGUCGGGAUUUGCCCGAAUGUGGCCAUUGCGUCCAUGCCGGCCAGAGAUGCUCUUAUUCGGGCGGGCUGGGGCCUUCCACGGGCGCUUAUCGCUUUCUGCAGACAAGGGUUGAUGCGUUAAGUCGAUACAUCGCGGAAGUGAUGGGUCGAGAUGUGGGUGACGUUGAGCGAGAGAUUGGGAUGGUUGAUAAAAGUCAUGAGCCGGGCUCAAGGGAUUUCGAGUCGGGAGAACGAGAGACUCCCGACGAUAAACGUGACACUCCGGACGCACGUGCAACUACGACCCCGGCAACUGAACCUCCAGCACCUCCAGCACCUGCAUCAUCUGUCGACUCUCGUCUGAAUAUCCCCGGUCGGACUGCGUUGGUGGAUGCCUUCUUCCAUCAUGUCUAUCGCGCCUACCCAUUUAUCGAUAAGGCACGCAUUCUUCAUCUUUCUUCUUUGGGCUUAGCACCAAAUAUGCAGGAUGCAGAUUCAAUCAUACUCCUUAUCAUCAUGGCGAUUGGCCAUACCAGUUUGCAACGCUCAGGGAAAGCAUCGUACGAGGCGUCCCCGUCUUUCGACAUCUCUUACUCCGAUAUACUCCAACGAUGUAUUCUCCACGAGGGUGUUGACUCUAUCCAAAUUCUUGUCCUCCUUGCCCUAUACUCGCUAUUUGAUCCUUCCGGUCCCUCUACUUGGUCCAUAGUUGGGAUCAUCACUCGACAGGCCAUGACCCAAGGUCUCGCUCGUUCUACGAACCAAACCCACAGCAACUCCAAAACCACCGAGCUUCGCCGACGGCUGGUUUGGAGCAUCUAUGUGCUAGAUAGAAUGAUGGCAGUCUCCGUCGGACAGUCGCCCGGCCUGGUGUCUGACGAAAUGGAUGUUCCUUAUCCGGCAAUAACCGUGGAGGAGUUUGCGUCGCCCGACCGCACGAAUCUAGCUACUAUGCUCCAAGUGAGUCGGCAUGUAAUUGAGCUGCGUCAGCUAGAAAGCAAGAUCCUGUCCACAAUCCAUCUACAAAGUCGUACCAGUAUCAGCAACCUGUCGCUCUCUGACCGCCAUGCGAUCAUCAGUCGGUUUCGGACCGAUGUCGAGAACUGGUAUAGCCAUGGCUGCUUAAUCGCUCGACCGGAACCCGACAAUGUCCGAGUCCACGACACAAUGGCAUGGCUGAAUGCACGAUAUUAUCAUCUCAUGCUCUUGCUUCACUACCCUUGUCAAUUCAAUUCUCGGGCGAAAGGCCCCCACGAGCCAAGUUUAUUGGCACUCGUGAGAAAGUUCAUGCAGUAUAACCAGGUCCUCCUGGUCAAUCGGCAGCUGCCCUUGAAUCGUGUCACAUUAUGCCGUCUUGUUCCUAUUUGCCUGAUAUUAAUACAUUGUUUCUCUUGGGAAUGUUACACUUCCUUUCCUGGUAAGGAAGAUAUACGAACAUGCAUUAACAUCCUAAGCGCAUUCUCCGAUAAAUGGGCACCAGCGGGCGGUCUUGUUCAAGUGAUGGCCGGCUUGAGUGAUCUAAUCUCCGACUACGAGUCGAGCUUAAUGGCCCAGUCUGGCUCACUUCGUCCAUGCGCGAUGGAUCCAGCACACCAAGACUGGCUUCAUUCAUUAGUGAAAGAGCUUUCUGCUCUUCUUGGGGAAAUCAUGGGCAAGGCAACUUGCUAUUUGAACAUUCUAGAUGACUGGGACGCACCGGCACUCGAAUCCAACCAUUAUUCAUGCGCCGGGCCCGAGUCACCAGCGGUUGUGUCGCCAUCAUCCUCAUUCUCACCCCAUCAUGGAUACCAUUUCUCCUUUCUCUGA
Messenger RNA from Aspergillus affinis, 1983 nucleotides. Its product is annotated as Zn(II)2Cys6 transcription factor. Lineage: Eukaryota; Fungi; Ascomycota; Eurotiomycetes; Eurotiales; Aspergillaceae. The record is from RefSeq and is a predicted model, not a curated record. Bases 1 to 1983 code for a protein of 660 amino acids. The transcript has 2 exons. Gene Ontology annotation, biological process: DNA-templated transcription; positive regulation of transcription by RNA polymerase II. Gene Ontology annotation, molecular function: zinc ion binding; sequence-specific DNA binding; DNA-binding transcription factor activity, RNA polymerase II-specific.